Molecule: messenger RNA, 806 nt
Organism: Morone saxatilis (striped sea-bass)
Lineage: Eukaryota; Metazoa; Chordata; Actinopteri; Moronidae
Gene: apodb
Product: apolipoprotein Db
Exons: 4
Coding region: 7-558 (183 amino acids)
Biological process (GO): lipid transport; tissue regeneration; brain development
Molecular function (GO): lipid binding
Source: RefSeq, a predicted model, not a curated record
GGAACAAUGUCUGCCGUCUCCCUCCUCCUGCUGCUGCUCCCUCUGGUGUCAGCUCAGACCUAUCACUGGGGUCCCUGUCCUGAUCCUAAGGUGCAGCCCGGCUUCAACGUGGAACAGUACCUGGGUAGGUGGUACGAGAUCGAGAAGCUCCCUGCUUCCUUCGAGAGAGGAAAGUGCAUCGAGGCCAACUACGCCGUGAGGAAAGAUGGAACCAUCCGGGUGUUAAACACCCAGUUCUAUAAAGACAAAGUGAGGCCAGCAGAGGGGACAGCAGUGAUUCAAGACCCGAGAGAACCUGCCAAACUUGGAGUCAGCUUCUCAUACUUUACUCCUUAUAGCCCCUACUGGAUUCUGACCACUGACUACACCAGCCUGUCUGUUGUGUACUCUUGCACCGACAUCCUCCGCAUAUUCCAUAUCGACUAUGCCUGGAUCCUCGGCCGGUCCCGCUUUCUGCCUCCAGAGACCGUGCAAUAUGCCAAAGAACUGCUGAUCAAUGAAGGAAUCGACCUGUUCAGGAUGAAGGCCACAGAUCAGACAGGCUGCAAGGAUGACUAGGGAUUCAUGGAGACUUCCACUCCAGUGCACUGUAACCAGUCACAGCACUCAGAUGAGGCAGAGCUGAAUACCUGAUCAACCAGACUGGGCAGUUUAUCAUCAUAUCAAACAUACUGCUAAUUCCAAGUCACAAGACAAUGCAGUUUUUGAUAAUAUAUCUGCAUCUCACUUUUGCUGCCUAUGUUAUUGCAUUUUAUAAAUUUAGAAAAAUACAUAGUGAAAAUAAUAAAAACAAAAGUAUUUAGCUU